AUGCCCAAAGGCAGCAAAUCGAAAAGGGGUGUCGACAACACAUCAUCCGAUGCAAGGAGCAACAGCUCCGAUUCAAUUUCGUUUAAUAAAAGGAAAAGUGUGUCCAUUAAGCACCAAUUAAUUGCGUUAAACAAAACAUUGUCGUCGCAUCGUCUUGAUGAACUUGAUGAAGCUGAACUUUCUGUCCACAUGGAGUACGUCGAAAGCAUUCACGACAACUUUGACCACGUGCAUUCUAUUCUCGAAGAAGCUGAUCCACGCGAACUAGAUGGAGUAGGCCGAGCAGAAUUUUUCGACGUGUACCUAGAAGUCAAAGCAAAGCUGUCGCGUCAGCUCAAUUCGCAUCGGAAGACAAACGUAAGGCAUUCAUCGACUGCUAGGCAUUUCGCAUUGGAAGAAUCGCCGCCAACGUUAUUCUCAUCGCAAAGAAAGUCUCGCCUUCCUGAGCUGAAAAUACCGAAAUUUAGUGGAGCGUACAUUGACUGGCCUAAUUUGUUUGCCAUGUUCAGUAGCGUUAUUGACAAGGACCUCGAGUUAAGCAAAGUGGAGAAACUCCAACAUUUACGCGCUAGUCUACAAGGAGCCGCUUUGGAAACAAUUUGCUCACUAGAACCGGUUGAGGAGAAUUAUGACAAGGCCAUUGCCCUAUUAAAAAAUCGAUUUGAUAAUAAAUUGCUUAUUUUUCAGGCUCACAUUAGGGCGAUUAUCGAGUUGAAGAGUGUUGAUAAGGGUUCAGCCAAUCGUUUGCGCGAAUUGUGCGACAAUUUUAAUUCCCAUCUUCGUGCACUUAACACCAUGGCAACACCAGAACAAAUAUCGGAUGGUUUGCUCAUACAUCUUGUUACUAGAAAGUUCGAUCAGAAGACGCAGGGGAAGUGGGAGGAGGACUUGCCCACGCAGACAUUGCCAACUUUGAAUUCAAUGACCUCAUUUCUGGAGAAGCGGUGCCGAAUUAUGGAAAAUUUGGAAGGUGUUACGCAAACACUCAGCAAUCAGAUUGGUAAACAUUCGAAUGCAAAUAAAGGUAUUAGAAACGCUUUGGUAGCAUCCUCAAGUAGCUCUAGCUUUUGCAUAUUUUGCGAUUCGAAAGAACAUUACAUAAAUAGCUGUUUAAAAUUUUUAAAUUUGCCGCCGAAUUUGCGCUACAAAGAAGCGAAGCGAUUGCAACUUUGCUUAAAUUGCCUACGCAAGGGUCAUAGUUUACAACGGUGUAAGUCUGGGCAUUGUCGUCAUUGCCCAGGCAAACACAAUUCGCUUCUCCAUAUGAACCCGCAUACCUCGUCUAUAUCCCCGUCUUCAAGCCUACCAACAAUUGAAGCUACAGCUUCACAGCAAACACUCAUUUCAUCGUUAACUUCAAGUACAGUCGUUCAAGCCCCAAAAUCGGGCGCCAAUAGUAAUGUGUUGCUUGCUACAGCUAUACUUUCAGUCAAAAAUCGUUCAGGUGACUUCGUUCCAUGUCGUGCUAUUCUCGACUCGGCCUCUCAAAUAAAUUUUGUAACCGCUCGCUUGGCAAAUAUGCUGCAACUUCCAUUCAAACAAUCUGCAAUUUUGAUUUCCGGUAUCGGCGAAUCAAACUUUGUUGCCGACAAAGAGAUUGACGUUUUCGCACAGUCGCAAGAUAAAGGCUACAACACUUCGUUCACUGCUGUGGUCACACCUAGUAUUACAGAUUAUCGACCUAACUUCAGCCUUUCUUCGGAAUGGAUAAUACCGUCAAACAUUAAUCUAGCAGAUCCAUUAUUCUUUAAACCCCAGCGCAUUGACUUGCUCAUCGGCGCGGCUUUGUUUUUUGAUUUGAUGUGCGUUGGCCAAAUACGCAUUGCUAGUAAUUUGCCAUUACUGCAAAAAACUCGACUGGGCUGGGUUGUCGCUGGUGGUGUUUCAUAUACCAACAAACAAUCAUCCUCGCUCGCUGCCUGCAGCAAAAACGUAUUUGAACAUCAACAUAAUAACUCAUUGAACGAUAUCGUAAAACGAUUCUGGGAAAUAGAGAAUUGCGUCGACUCUGCUCCCCCUCCAUCUAAAGAAGAUGACUGGUGCGAGCAGCAUUUCAAGAAAUAUUUCUCUCGGCUUACUUCGGGAGAGUAUUCAGUGCGUUUGCCAACAAAAACAGGCUUUAGCGAUCUUGGCGACUCAUACAAUCGUGCUCUUCGCAGAUUUAAAAGCUUAGAGCGAAAAUUGGAAAAUGAUCAUAACUUAAGAACUCAAUAUAUUCAUUUUAUGAGUGAGUACAUAUCGCUGAACCACAUGUCACUGGCAACACCUGGGGCAACAACAAAAACAUUUUUUCUACCGCACCAUUGCGUGCAAAAGUUUGACAGUACAACGACAAAACUUCGCGUCGUAUUCGAUGGCUCCGCAAAAACAACAACAGGCUACUCAUUGAAUGACCUUUUGCUAGCGGGUCCAACUAUUCAAGCAAAGCUGUUCAAAACUCUCUUACAAUUUCGUUUUCGUAAAUUCGCUCUGUGCGGAGAUAUAUGCAAAAUGCACCGAUGCGUACGCAUGACAUCUCCAGACGAAUAUCUGCAAUGUAUUUUAUGGCGCGAGAACCCACUCGAUGAGGUAAAGGUAUACAAGUUAGACACUGUAACAUACGGAACAAAAUCUGCCGCCUUUCUUGCAAUACGAGCUAUGCAUCAACUUUCGUACGAUGAAGAAGGGUCAUUUCCAAUAGGUGCAAAAAUCGUGAGGAGAGACUUUUAUGUUGACGAUCUCAUUUCAGGCGGAGAUACUAUAGAAGAAGUGGUUGAGAUCAGACGUCAGGUUAAAGGUUUACUUCAGCGUGGAGGAUUCAACAUUCGUAAGUGGUGCUCAAACGAGGAUGGCGCGCUGCAAGGUGUUCUUGAUUCAGAUUGCGAGAAUCUUCUUAAAUUCCACGAUGGAAGUGAUGUUGCAAAGACUCUUGGCCUCAUCUGGGGCCCUAAAACUGAUAACUUCUUAUUCUCAUUUUCGCCUAUUGAUAAUAACGCACGCACGACAAAACGCACGACACUUUCAUAUAUUGCUAAAAUUUAUGAUCCGCUUGGCUUGGUUUCGCCAGUCAUUACGAAAGCAAAAAUUUUCCUGCAAAUCCUUUGGAAGGAAAAACUGCAGUGGGACGAAAGCUUGCCUCAGUUGCUGCAAACUACCUGGAACGACAUUUGUGUACAGCUUGGUCUACUCAUAAACAAAACGCCUUCAACGCCUGUGCCUCUUGCCGCUUGCGUGCCCCUUAAUCCACCGCCAGCCUCAUUCAAUGCGGCCGAUAUGGUUGUCGAACGCGCCCAUGUGUCAUAUUUCAAUACGUUAUUAAAAAUUCCAAUGAGCCAAAAACAACACACGCAGACGAAGCUGAAACUGGAACGUAGUAUCGGGCAUUCGAGCAACAGUGAAUGA
Molecule: messenger RNA, 3381 nt
Organism: Anastrepha ludens (Mexican fruit fly)
Lineage: Eukaryota; Metazoa; Arthropoda; Insecta; Diptera; Tephritidae
Exons: 2
Coding region: 1-3381 (1126 amino acids)
Source: RefSeq, a predicted model, not a curated record